AUUCCCGGAUUCAAGGAUUCCAGGAUUCCAGUAUUCCAGGAUUCCAGGAUUCCAGGAUUCCAGGAUUCCAGGAUUCCAGGAUUUCAGGAUUCCAGGAUUUCAGGAUUUCAGGAUUCCAGGAUUCAAGGAUUCCAGGAUUCCAGUAUUCCAGGAUUCCAGGAUUCCAGGAUUCCAGGAUUCCAGGAUUCCAGGAUUUCAGGAUUCCAGGAUUCCAGGAUUCCAGGAUUCCAGGAUUCCAGGAUUCCAGGAUUUCAGGAUUCCAGGAUUCCAGGAUUUCAGGAUUCCAGGAUUCCAGGAUUUCAGGAUUCCAAGAUUCCAGAAUUCCAGGAUUCCAGGAUUUCAGGAUUCCAGGAUUCCAGGAUUCCAGGAUUCCAGGAUUCCAGGAUUCCAGGAUUUCAGGAUUCCAGGAUUUCAGGAUUUCAGGAUUCCAGGAUUCAAGGAUUCCAGGAUUCCAGUAUUCCAGGAUUCCAGGAUUCCAGGAUUCCAGGAUUCCAGGAUUCCAGGAUUUCAGGAUUCCAGGAUUCCAGGAUUCCAGGAUUCCAGGAUUCCAGGAUUUCAGGAUUCCAGGAUUCCAGGAUUUCAGGAUUCCAGGAUUUCAGGGUUCCAGGAUUCCCGGAUUCAAGGAUUCCAGGAUUCCAGUAUUCCAGGAUUCCAGGAUUCCAGGAUUCCAGGAUUCCAGGAUUCCAGGAUUUCAGGAUUCCAGGAUUUCAGGAUUUCAGGAUUCCAGGAUUCAAGGAUUCCAGGAUUCCAGUAUUCCAGGAUUCCAGGAUUCCAGGAUUCCAGGAUUCCAGGAUUCCAGGAUUUCAGGAUUCCAGGAUUCCAGGAUUCCAGGAUUCCAGGAUUCCAGGAUUCCAGGAUUUCAGGAUUCCAGGAUUCCAGGAUUUCAGGAUUCCAGGAUUCCAGGAUUUCAGGAUUCCAGGAUUCCAGAAUUCCAGGAUUCCAGGAUUUCAGGAUUCCAGGAUUCCAGGAUUCCAGGAUUCCAGGAUUCCAGGAUUCCAGGAUUUCAGGAUUCCAGGAUUUCAGGAUUUCAGGAUUCCAGGAUUCCAGGAUUUCAGGAUUCCAGGAUUUCAGGGUUCCAGGAUUCCCGGAUUCAAGGAUUCCAGGAUUCCAGUAUUCCAGGAUUCCAGGAUUCCAGGAUUCCAGGAUUCCAGGAUUCCAGGAUUCCAGGAUUUCAGGAUUCCAGGAUUUCAGGAUUUCAGGAUUCCAGGAUUCAAGGAUUCCAGGAUUCCAGGAUUCCAGGAUUUCAGGAUUCCAGGAUUCCAGAAUUCCAGGAUUCCAGGAUUUCAGGAUUCCAGGAUUCCAGGAUUCCAGGAUUCCAGGAUUCCAGGAUUCAGGAUUCCAGGAUUCCAAGAUUUCAGGAUUCCAGGAUUCCAGGAUUCCAUGAUUCCAGGAUUCCAGAAUUCCGAGAUUCUGAAAUUUCGAAAUUAG
Molecule: messenger RNA, 1428 nt
Organism: Caenorhabditis briggsae
Lineage: Eukaryota; Metazoa; Nematoda; Chromadorea; Rhabditida; Rhabditidae
Exons: 1
Source: RefSeq, a predicted model, not a curated record